CUUAUGAAUGGUGGUCAAUUCCGUUGCCUUGGAAACCACGUGCAACAAACACAUUUCCCGCAUUGGCGCUCUUCGAUUCAUUCAAUCGAAAAGCAUUUGCUGCACAUUCUUCGAAUAGUGCAGCUUUUGGGUAGUGCAGAUAAAGGUAGUAGGUAGUCGUAAAAUCUUGAAAAACUCGCGAUUUCUUGGCCAUAUUGCAAUCCGAAAUACCGCAUAUUGAUGGCUGAAGACAACUCCUGGGUGUUCGAUUCGCUGGUAUGCUUCCUGCAUGGUCCUGUAUGGAAUGCACCACUCCAAACAUUCAUCGAGGAUAAAUCGAUAAUUUUCGAUCCGAACGUGAAACCCGACGAGAGCAAUCCAGAGUUCCGGAAGGUUCACGAUGAGUACAAAAAUCUGGUCGACUACAUGCUCGGUUCGUUCAUGGAGGAAAUGCAAAUCACGCCGGAACAGUUUGAGUUCGCCUGUUUGGAGGGUCGCAAUUCGGCGGUCAUGGCCCAGUCCCCGGCGCACAAGAAUGGUGGUGAGAAGGGAAACUCGACGACGGCAUCGUCAUUCUCCUUCCAUCAGGGAUUGUUUCAACAGAUUUGGGCGGCCAAUGAUAUUAGGAUUUUCAUCCGCAUGAUGACGCAACGAAACGUGGAGAUACAAUUACAGGCACUGGAUUUGAUCGAACGAAGACAGGCCUCUCAAUCGUCGGUUGAAAAGGAGGAGACAGCAGGGUCGCAUCAACUGACCGCCGAGGAAGGGGAGGGACGUAAGGAGCCCAUUGGACUGGCCGAGGACAUUGGUGAUCCGGUUACUGAACAGGAAAUUGAGCAGAAUAUCAUCAAAUCUGUCGACGAUGAAGUGAAAGAAACGCUCAUCAUUGACGGUCCCGUGGAUGAUGUACAGGAGACCAAUGAUAAAUUUCAACGCUUAAAUUUAUUUUUCGAUCAGGAAAGGAUCAACACCGCCGACAUGCGCGCUCGGCAGGAAUACCUCCGCACACAGCGGGACAAGAUCCUGCAAAUCAAGAAGCAAGCCCGUGCCCGACAACUGAACGAGUCGAUCAAGAAGAAUGAUCAAAGACCACCGUCCGCGCAGGUGGCCCAGAAGAUUUUGGAGUCCGAUUCAGCCGGCGGUGGACCUGUUGUCCCUUCGGACCCGCCGGAAUCUUCGCUGCAGUUGCGUAAAAUGCUCGCCCAGCGGCUACGUACCGAAGUCAUUGAGGAUAAGUAGAACUGAUCGAUGACAAAAUUUUUGCUAAAUGUUUUCGGUAAUCGUGGCCUUGCAUCAUAUAAAGUGCACCAGAAUACCUUCCUAUUCAAAUUAAAAGCAAUUGUGCGGUUUGUGAUAUUAUCUGCUUAUAAUGAGGUUCAAUAAAAAAAGCAUGCAUAAAAUGUGCGAAAAGGCGGCAGUGAUACAAUUCGAAAUCCAAACGAAAGUGUAUUUUUUUUUAUUUUAUCAGAUGAUGUUUUUAAUUCUCUUCCUCCAUUAAAAUGCUUAAGAUUUUACUAAAUUGUCAAACGUGUUUGUUCAGCCAGAGUCACAUAACUGGUAUCAACCAACAUCGAAUACUUCGAAUCGAAUGACCUCACCGUUUGGGAGAGAUGUUUCCAUUUUGGGUAUGGAUGUAAAUGGGUGCGUAUGCGUGUGUAUGUGUCUAUGUUUUUAUCAAAAGAAUGCACAGAUAAUUGUUUCGUAUUGUUUCGAACUUGUCACUUGUAUUUUUCAUGUUUCUGUCAAUCACGGUUUGAUCUAUUUUCUUUCUGUGUUGUAUAAUUGUCCUAUUAGUUAUUUAAUGGUAUUCCAAUUAUCGUGUGAAGUUAUUUUGCUGUGUUCUGACUUUAUGUUCUUCAUUUAGUUGGUUUGCUUUCCAAAUUUGGAUCCGCUUAUGUUGUUAUCAUUCAUCUACUAAAAUUGUUACGCGAGUGGCAUUCUUGAUUUUGCAUUGAUUCUACGUUUGCUUGCGACGGUUUUUCUUCUCUAGUAAGCUUGUUUUGUAUCAUUUUCUAAGACAACCGAAAUAAAUUUUCAUCCAAGAUGGAGGCGUUCAGUUUGACAGUGACAACUCAAUGCGAACUGAGCUGUCAAACUGAAUAACCUUUCUAAUUGAUGCAUUGAUGAAGUUCUGUAGUUAGUGGUAGUUUGUGUAAACAAUCACAAGUUGUGUGGCAUCUGUUUGCUAACCCUUCAAACACUCAAAGCGCGGUGCAUACUUCUAUUGAAUCAAGAGUGGCUGACGUUUUAGUUUGUCGUUUUGCAGCUUAACAUUAGUAAAAAUACUGAUGGCCUACUACGCUUAAUUAAGGGUUUGC
Molecule: messenger RNA, 2297 nt
Organism: Armigeres subalbatus
Lineage: Eukaryota; Metazoa; Arthropoda; Insecta; Diptera; Culicidae
Product: cilia- and flagella-associated protein 36
Exons: 4
Coding region: 220-1218 (332 amino acids)
Cellular component (GO): ciliary base; axoneme
Source: RefSeq, a predicted model, not a curated record